AUGUUGCCCAUUUUCUUCUCUGCAUUUAUCCUGUCUGCUUGUUGCUUAACCAAAGGAAACUGCAUCUCCUAUGAUGAGCUGAAAGAGCUGAAGACGGAAUUUGCCAUCAAUCUCUACCGGCAUGUAUCUGAAGCAGAGAACAGAACCAAUCUGGUAGUCUCUCCAGCAAGUGUGGCUAUUUCUUUGGAGCUGCUGCAGUUUGGAGCUCAAGGAGAUACCUUAACAGAGCUGCAGGAUGUCCUAGGAUACAACAUUCAUGAUCAAAGUGUGCAGGAUUUCUUGCACACGGUGUAUGAAGGAGUGACUGAUCCCAGCCAAGGCACAGUGGUUCAACUGGCGUGUUCCUUCUUUGUGGACACUGACGUGCAGCUCUUGCCCCAGUUUGCUGCACGUGCUGCACACUGGGCAAACAGCAGCCUGCAGCAAGCCAACUUCACUGACCUCAACAGAACCACAGCCCAAAUACAGGAAUGGAUCACCAGUAACACUGCAGAUGGGGACAUGCCACUGGAGAGUGCUGGGUCAUCACUCAGCCAGGCAGCCUUGGUGAGCACCAUGUACUUCAGAAGCGUGUGGCAAAAGAAGUUUUCCUUUAUGGAUACCCAGAUGUUGCCAUUUACCACAUCAGAGGGCUCAACUGUGAAAGUGCCCACAAUGCAUCACACAGCUGAAGUUAACUAUGGUCAGUUCCAGACUGCAGCUCUAGAGGCUUUCAGCGUGGUCGAGUUACCCUACCUGGGGGAGAAACUCAGCAUGUUCCUAGUGCUUCCCAGCCACAAAAGAACACCUUUGCCCCAAAUUGAGUCUCACCUUUCUGCCAAAACCAUAACCCUCUGGGCCAACAGCUUAAAGAGAACAAAGAUGGACAUUUUUCUACCUAGGUUCAGUAUUCAAAGUCUUUUUGACCUAAAGACAGUUUUUUCCACCUUGGGAAUUAGAGAUGCAUUUGAUCCUAUCGCUGCUAAUUUCAAAGGCAUUUCAGAGCAAGAUAGUCUUUACAUUUCAGAAGCUAUUCACAAAGCAGAGAUUGAAAUAACAGAAGAUGGUACAAAGGCAUCAGGAGCAACAGCAAUGGUGUUACUAAAAAGAUCUCGAACACCUAUUUUCAAAGCAGACAGACCUUUCACAUUCUUCCUGAGAGAAGCCAAUACAGGUUUGAACACAAUCCCUUUGGACAGGCAAGGUAACAGCAAUACAAACAACUGA
This is a messenger RNA of Acanthisitta chloris (rifleman), 1206 nucleotides long. It is a transcript of the gene SERPINE3, whose product is annotated as serpin peptidase inhibitor, clade E (nexin, plasminogen activator inhibitor type 1), member 3. The transcript is spliced from 8 exons. Gene Ontology annotation, biological process: negative regulation of endopeptidase activity. The coding region runs from base 1 to 1206 and encodes 401 amino acids. The record is from RefSeq and is a predicted model, not a curated record. Gene Ontology annotation, molecular function: serine-type endopeptidase inhibitor activity. NCBI's taxonomy places the organism in Eukaryota, Metazoa, Chordata, Aves, Passeriformes, Acanthisittidae.